This is a messenger RNA of Striga asiatica, 990 nucleotides long. The record is from the annotation of a GenBank genome assembly. Lineage: Eukaryota; Viridiplantae; Streptophyta; Magnoliopsida; Lamiales; Orobanchaceae.
AUGGAAUUAGGAACACACCAAAGCCAAAUUGAUGAAGUAAAUGGUCACUUGAAUGAAAUAUUAAAUCAAGAAGUUGAUGGUGUUCAUGACCUGGUGGAAGAGUCGGAAGAAGAAGAAGUUCGUGGUUAUUUCUUUGAAGAAGGACCUGAAAACGACUAUGGAGCUGAGAGUUCGGGGUUGUCUGUGAACCAUGGGCCAGGAGCCGGGCUGAGUGCAGCUUCAGCGUCCACGGGCCAGAGCGUGGGCCGGACUGGUUGUUCGGGCCUGGGCAGUGCGACAGUCUCUGCGGGAGUUCCGGCGGGCCAUCGUACAGGCAGCGGGCCACGUUGUUUUGGAUGCGGUGAUUUCGGCCACCGGCAAGCGGCAUGUCCACGAGUGGCGGGGUCACGUAAAUACAUAUGGGUAACUUACAAAGAAGUUUUUGACAUUGUGCUGCAAAUUGGUAAUUCCAUUCGCAGCUGUGGAGUUGCGGACAGAGGACGGUGUGAAAUUUAUGGUGCUAAUUCUCCUGAGCGGGUUCUAAGUAUGGAGGCUUGUAAUGCUCAUGAACUCUAUUGUGUUCCUCUGUCUGACAUUUUGGGUGUUGGAGCAAUAGCAUACUUCACGUGCCAUGCAGAAUCUACACUUGAUUUUGUGGGACAAAAAAUAAUCUUUGAUCUGCCAAAUCCUUUCCUUGGGGAUAUUGGUGAAUGGCAGCCUGAGGGGAGCUUGAAGUUUGUUGAUUUCAGAAGGAAUAAUUUUAAACACUCAGGAGAAGAAUAUGUGGAAGUGGAAAAUUUCGAGAAAGUCUAUGAUAUUGUCUCGAUAUGGGUAUACGGGAACAAUUGGGAGGCCUUUCUUGUUGCUAUUAUUAAUCCAACCAAACAAGCAGUGGAGCAAUGGGAAGCACAAAAUUUCCUUGUUGCUAUUAUUAAUCCCAACAUCCAAGCAGUGGAGCAAUGGGCAGCACAAAUUGGUGUGUCUGGGGACUGCAAUGCCCUCUCAUACUAA